UAAAGUUAGGCUGGUUUUAGGGUUCUUGGGCUCAUGGGACUUUCACUAGCGGUGGGCAUUCCCGCGGCGCUCAUCCUCGCGGUGGGGGCGGCAUUGCUCGGCGUCGUCAGCAACCGGAUCUUCCUCCUCCCUCUCCUCCACACGUCGCUCAUCGGAUUCACUGUAGCGCUCUUCUCCCACCCGCGCAUCGAUAAUCCGCGCAUCCUCGCCAAAUCCUCGCGCGGCUCCUUCCCGAUCUGGAGCUCUUUCCUCUUCUAUCCCUACCUCGCCGGUACGCGGCUCUACGUCCGAUUCCGCCGGCGCGCGGGGCUCGAGGCCACCUACACGGAGGUUUGCGAUGGAUUGUUCGUGGGCGCGUGGCCGUUCCAGCGCGAGCACAUCCCUCCGGGCAAUCCCGCGAUUUUGGAUUGCACCAACGAGCUGCCCAGGACGGUGGGAUUGGAGCUUCCCUAUCUGUGCGUCCCGGCCUGGGAUACCAGAGCGCUAUCGCCAGAGAGCAUUGAGCUAGCCGUGCGCUGGGCUCUCGUCCAGCGCUCCCAGAGCCAUCCUGUUUUCAUCCACUGUGCCAAAGGUCAUGGGCGUAGUGUGGCUGUUAUGUGUGCGCUGCUGGUGGCACUGGGCGUGGUGGACGAUUGGAAGGAAGGCGAGAGUCUGAUCAAGCGACACCGCCCAAAGAUCAGUGUCAACUCCGCUCACCGAAAGUCUCUUCAAGAAUGGCAGCGUGCGCGUUCUUGAAGAGAUUCGUGUAUGUAUAGAGAAGGGCUUCUUUAUAUUGUCGAUUCGAAAGCGGAGCUAAUUAAUACGUUUUUUCUUACAUCGGCUGGAGUUUCAAAGAAUUACUGGAAGGCUAAGACGGACCAGUGGCACCAGGAGCCGAUCGCGCAGAAUGCCAUGGAUCUGAUCAGCACCACAGGCUCUCAAGGGUGCCAAUUGCGUGGAAGUCUGGUCAGGGAUCUAUCUUCGCUGGGGCAUCUGGAAACGUCCAACCACGUCGAUCUAGUGUGAGCGAUAACGAAGGAGAGGAGCAUCGUCUCCAUUGCUUCAGACAUGCUCUACAGGCAUGUCACACAUAGACGCGAAGAGCUAAACAUUGCAGAACUUAGUGCCACUAAGUUAGUACAUUGUAUGUAGCAUUUGUGCUACAUGUUUUUAAGGGUCA
Molecule: messenger RNA, 1159 nt
Organism: Selaginella moellendorffii
Lineage: Eukaryota; Viridiplantae; Streptophyta; Lycopodiopsida; Selaginellales; Selaginellaceae
Exons: 3
Coding region: 34-735 (233 amino acids)
Biological process (GO): protein dephosphorylation
Molecular function (GO): protein tyrosine/serine/threonine phosphatase activity
Source: RefSeq, a predicted model, not a curated record